AAAAAUAUUAGUCCACGGCCAGUCUCACGGCGGGACUGGCAGAGUCAUCAUGUCUAUCGGUUACAGAGUGCUUUCGCUCCUUGUCAUCGUCGCUGGGUCGACGGUGACCUUCUCUGCAGCACAAGGCCUCGGCCAAGACUGCACGCUGUUGUCUGGAGGUCCAGGCGUGUGUCGAAGGAUCACUGAGUGUCCGGAAGUAGCUCAGUUUGCCCACAGGCGUGAAGUAAAAUUCUGCGGUACACGUGGUCGACUCGCCCUCGUCUGUUGUCCUCGGGAUUCCACCUCAUGUCCCAGCACAGGGAAUAACGACGGCAUCGCUGCGCCGGUAGUCAAUUUCGAGUGCGGACGCCAAGCCACGAGAGCCGUAUCGUUCCCCGGUGGUCUUCUGUCCCGCCGCCGUCGCCAGAGUCUAUUCGGCCAAAGCAUCGGCAUCGGGGCCCCAGAAGCCAAGAUUGACGCUGUAGUUGCUGUGGUUGGUGGCAUUACGGCCCAGAUCAGCACCUGGCCAUGGAUGGCUCUUCUCGGUGAACUGGACAGCACCAAGACUCCAGACUGGUUCUGUGCAGGCUCCCUGAUCAACGACCAAUGGAUCCUCACUGCUGCUCACUGCCUGGAUUCCAGAACACCAGAAUCGUACACUCGGAGAACACGAUCGAGACCCCGAGCGAGACCAAACCCGGGACAACGAAUCGCCAAUGUGAGUCCACUGUCCAGGCUGGGGAAGACUCAAUCAGGCGGCCACAGGAGCUCGACGCUGCAGGAAGUUCAGGUGAAGGUGUUCCCCUCGUCCACCUGCCACGCACAGUACAAGGACCUGACGUUCUUCAAUAGAGUUUGGCCCUCUGGAAUCGCCGGAGAGACCAUGUGUGCUGGCACUACUGCAGGAGGCAAAGAUGCUUGUCAGGGUGACUCUGGCGGUCCGGCUGUGCACUUCGAAUGCAAUCGAUACACACUGGCGGGGGUCAUCUCCAAGGGCUACGACUGUGGCCUUCGGGAUUUCGCCGGCCUCUACGUCAACGUCCGGCAACUCUUCUAUCUGCAAUGGAUCAAACAGAUUGCGUUUUAAGGACGGUUAUGCGUCUGCUCAUGAAUGGUGCUACGGAUUCUUGGCAAUGCUUUUGAUCCUAUUUUGAAAAACACUUCAUAGAAUAACUAAAGAUGACUUCAACAAUUAAUACUCCAAAACUGGAAAAAAAACUGUCUCCAGUGAGUUAAAGGAAAUGCAGUUAACUGUAAUUAAGAAUCAUUAAAAUUAUAUUGUACCAUUGUUACUUACUGUACAUCAAAAAAAUAAAAAUAAAUAGUUUUAUCAAUA
Penaeus monodon (black tiger shrimp) is the source of this 1315-nucleotide messenger RNA. Its product is annotated as clotting factor B-like. Gene Ontology annotation, biological process: proteolysis. Bases 50 to 1066 code for a protein of 338 amino acids. Lineage: Eukaryota; Metazoa; Arthropoda; Malacostraca; Decapoda; Penaeidae. Gene Ontology annotation, molecular function: serine-type endopeptidase activity. The transcript is spliced from 9 exons. The record is from RefSeq and is a predicted model, not a curated record.